Messenger RNA from Elaeis guineensis (African oil palm), 1249 nucleotides. RefSeq names its product early nodulin-like protein 14. The record is from RefSeq and is a predicted model, not a curated record. NCBI's taxonomy places the organism in Eukaryota, Viridiplantae, Streptophyta, Magnoliopsida, Arecales, Arecaceae. Gene Ontology annotation, molecular function: electron transfer activity. Gene Ontology annotation, cellular component: plasma membrane.
CCGAGCCUCGGUCCUUGCCCUUUUUCAGUCCGCUGUCUUUGGAUACUGGUAAAUUUGCUCUUGUUUUCUCUUCUGUUUCUCUCCAGCUCUCAACCGCCCAUCUCUGGUUCUGGUUUGGAGAUAGGCAUGGAGGCUUCGAAAAGCUCGGCUGGUUUUCUUCUUCUUCUCGGGGUGGUGAUCGGUUUGGUGUCUUAUUCCGAGGCUUAUGUUUUCUAUGUUGGUGGGAGAGAUGGCUGGGGGAUGAACCCUUCUGAGGAUUAUGGUCGUUGGGCUGGGAGGAAUCGGUUUCAAGUUAAUGACACCGUCGUGUUUAAGUACAAGAAGGGAAACGACUCUGUUCUGGUGGUGAAGAAGGAGGACUAUGAUUCAUGUAACUUUAGCAAUCCAAUACAGAGUUUUCACGACGGAAACACGGUGUUCAAGUUGGAUCGAUCGGGACCUUUCUACUUCAUCAGCGGGACUGGUGACCGGUGCCAAGGGGAGAAGCUAACCAUAGUAGUGAUGGCGCCCAGGAACAAGUCGCCAACCCAACCGCCGCCGUCUCUGCCUCCAUCCCCCACUCCUUCGCCUAAACCCCCGACAUCCUCCCCUGCUCCAUCUCCAUCAAGCCAUGUUCCUUCCCUUUCUCCAUCGCCUGGUUCUUCGCUUUCCCCUUCAGGAGCUCCAUCUCCAUCAAGCCAUGUUCCUCCUUCUCCAUCGCCUGGUUCUUCGCUUUCCCCUUCGGAAGCUCCUUCUCCGGGCUCCCCUGGCUCCAGACCAGGGGCAGUACCGGCACCUUCUCCCUCGGAAAAUUCAUCCACCAACUCUUCCUCCUCCUCUAUUUUGAGUGGGGUUUCAUUUGGACUAGUGGCGCUGCUCCUCGGUACUGCCUUGAUCAGUUGAUUCCAAGUUCAUGGUUUGUGUUGUUCUUCUUUGGUUGGAUCUUGAGAUUAGAAUACACAUCUGUGGAUCAUCUGUUUCUUAGUUUCUUUUUAUUGUCGUUUGUUUGUGGAUGUUUUAUCAUUGGUUGUUUCAAAAUAAACGUAUAGAAAGUAGUGGGAUGCAGUGCAAAUACGUUGCAAAAUAAGAAGGUGCAGAUGGUUAUAAUCGUUGUCUUUAACAUUUUUUUUUUUUGAGGUAUUUCAUCAUUAAUCAUAUGCAUUUGUUCCUCUCUACCGCUUUUUAUGUUUAUCUUAUUCCAUAUAUGUAUGAACCGUUGUGAACUGAUAAUUAAUGGAAGAGGAAACGUGGCAUUUGUCUUGUUUUGCGA